Molecule: messenger RNA, 1060 nt
Organism: Amphiprion ocellaris (clown anemonefish)
Lineage: Eukaryota; Metazoa; Chordata; Actinopteri; Pomacentridae
Product: prolactin-like
Exons: 5
Coding region: 131-817 (228 amino acids)
Biological process (GO): response to nutrient levels; positive regulation of receptor signaling pathway via JAK-STAT
Cellular component (GO): extracellular region
Molecular function (GO): hormone activity
Source: RefSeq, a predicted model, not a curated record
UUUGUACCCUCUGCAAACCAAUUUGUUUAAUCAGCAACGUCAUCAUUGUACAUUUUAGCCUCUGCUAGAGUAACUCUGAUAGCAAAACUACUGUACUCAUCAUCUGAGUCUUCACUACACGAAGGAAAUCAUGAAACAAGUUUGGUUUGCAGUUCUUAUGCUGGUGUACCUGAACUUUUCCAUGAGGGCUGGCACUGUCCCGAUAUGUGGCUAUGGCCAGGCUGAGUGCCAGGUCCCUUCACUGGCAGAUCUCUUUGACAGGGUCAUACAACAGUCCUCAAGAAUGCAUGGCAUCUCUAGUGACCUGCACUCCCAAUUUGAGCAAUAUUUCUUUCCUAACAAGAACCUGAUAGGAAAACGGAAAUGUCACACAUAUGGGAUACUAACACCAGAUGACAAAGAGAAUGCACAAAGACUCGGAAGAGAAGAACUGACAGAGGUGAUUCUGAUGCUGCUGGGGGCCUGGAGUGAUCCCCUGUCACAACUCUACUGGAGCAUGUCUCAGGAUCAGAAUCAAGACUUCAACCACUACACCUCUAACAAGGCACUGGAGAUCACUGAUAUGGUGCAUGAGCUGAGAGACGGAGUGACAAAAAUGGCUGAGAAGAUGAAGUUGGAGGGUGUGCUUGGUAACACUGUGGGCUACGUCUCUCCAGAGAGUUUGGUCCCCUCUUCUGCUUUUUCUUUCUACAAACAGGGAGAGCUCGACUCAGUGGACCAUCACGACCUACUCUACUGCCUCCGCAGAGACUCCAACAAAGUCAAAAAUUAUCUCCGUAUCCUGAAAUGCACCACCCUUCCAGGACUGGACUGUUGAUGCUGCAGUGAUAGCAAAUCCUAGUGAGAUUUAUUUAAAAUUUCACCUAAAAAACCCGGGUUUGUCUCUCAUUCACUUUUAAGUAUGCUUCGUGUUCUUACUGUAGAUGCUUAAAUUCCUAAUGCAUUCCUUGUGUGCGUUUGUGUGUCCUCUUGGACUAUUAUUGCUAGAGCUAAUUAAGCAAUUUUGCUUUUGAGCAUUGAGCAUAAAAAGAUAAAAAAAAAUAAAAACAUGUCCUCAUUA